Molecule: messenger RNA, 829 nt
Organism: Adineta steineri
Lineage: Eukaryota; Metazoa; Rotifera; Eurotatoria; Adinetida; Adinetidae
Source: the annotation of a GenBank genome assembly
AUGAGUAAUACUUCAUCAAUAAAUUUUGCUUUCAUAAAUCAAACAAUUAAUCGUUAUGUUCCAAUUCCUCUUCUUUUGUUUGGUAUAAUUGGCAAUAUUUUAAAUAUCUUUAUCUUUACUCGUCAAGCCUUUCGUACUAAUAUUUGUGUCAUUUAUUUUUUGGCAUCAACUAUAUCGGAUUCAUUUUCUCUUGGUAUUGGCCUUGUUACUCGUCUUCUUACUGGAUUUAAUGUUGAUCCAACGCAAUAUUCAAGUGGAUUUUGUAAAAUGAGAUUUUUCGUAACAUAUUAUUCGGCAUAUAGUGGUGCUUGGUUUAUAAGUUUAGCUUGUGUUGAACGAUAUCUUUGUUCAUCAAGAAAUGUUCAAAUACGUCAACUUGUAACAAUUAAACGUGCUUAUAUUUCUAUUAUUACCAUUUUAAUAGCAGGUUUUCUAGCAUUUGGUGAACAAAUUUAUUGUAUUGAUAUUAAUCAACAAUUACUAGGAGCACCACAAUCAUGUUAUCAAUUAAAACGAAAUAUUGCAUGUCAAAUUGCGGAUAGUUUAUUACAAUUUCUUUUGGAAAUUCUAACACCAGCUAUAGUGAUGAUUGUAUUUGGUUCGUUAGUUUUACGAAAUGUUCCUCGAAAACAUUCUCGCAUUAAUCCAAUAAAACAACCAAAUACAUUUGCUUCAACAAUGGCAGUACCAGCAGUUAAUUCACUCAAUGCAGAACAACAACCACCACCACCACCACUAGUAAACAUAAAAAAUGGUUUAAAUAAUCAAUCAUUUUUAUCGAUAAAUAUAAAUCGAACAGCACAAAAGCGCGAUGCACAAUUAACUAUAC